AUGAUGCUGGUCUGGUUGGUGAAUGGUAACAAUAACGGCGACGACGACGACGACGAUAUGGAUCUCUAUCCGGCACCCGAUAUUGGCCAUGUUUCUUUUUCCGGUUUAAGCGAACCAUGUUCCAUUGGUUCUAUCGUUGAAGUGGUGAUAAAUGCGCACGGUGAUUCAUCGGCUGGUUCCAUUAUUGUUGAAGCAAUUGCGCCUUCGGGAUCCAUCAAAAAUUGUCAAGUACUCAAAAAAGGCAGCAUUUUUACGGCUACUUUUACACCAAAUGAAGUUGGUAAAUGGCAAAUUAGUAUACUUUACGAUGGUGAUCACAUUCGAGGUUCUCCAUUUUCUUGUAAAGUUUACGACGCCAAUCUUGUUCAGGUGUAUGGUUUGGAUGUCGGGCUUGUUGGUCAAGAAUUGAAAUUUAGUGUGAAUGCAUCACAAGCUGGUGAUGGUUUUCUCAAAGUUUCGGUAUUACGGCAUGGUCGAAGUAUGCCAUGUGAGGUGCUCGAGCAAGGUAAUUCAGGUGUUUAUCGAAUUAGCUUCACUCCUGAUGGUGCUGGACAAUACAAAAUUCAUGUCCUCUUUAAUAAUAUGGAAGUUAAGGGUUCCCCGUUUAUCCUGGAUAUAGCGGAUGCAAGUUCGGUUUCUGUUUAUGGUGAAAAUUUACGAAUGGCUUCCGUUGAUCGACUUAAUACAUUUUUUAUUCAUGCAGUUGGUGCUGAAUGCAAAGAUAUCACUGUUACCAUUACUGCUCCUUCUGGAAAAUCAAAACGAGCACGAGUUUACCAAACAGAUGACGUAACUUAUAAAGUAGAAUGGAAACCUGUUGAAGCUGGUGAGCAUUCUAUUGAUGUAAGACUUUUCAAUCAGAGCGUUUAUGAAAGCCCAUUUGUGUGUAAUGUCGGUGAUCCGGAUUUGGUAACCGUCCGGAAUAUGCCGGAAUUUAUUAAUGCCGAUGAAAUUUUCCGAGAUUACACUUUUGAAAUCGAUGCAAGUGCAGCAGGAUCUGGCAAUUUAGAAAUUAUGAUAAAUGGUGGUCGUGUGGCAUGUCGUGUACGUGAGCUCGGUGGACGACAUUACUUAGCUUCAUUUACUCCCACUCAGGCAAUAACACACAUUGUUGAAAUGCGAUUUAAUGGUGAAAAUGUCAGGAUGUCACCGUGGAAAAUUCAGGUCAGAGGUUCUCAGCAUCAAACAAAUCCAGAUUACGAGGUGGAAGAACGAAUGAUACGAAGUAUCGAAAGUAGACGAGUUGAACGAACCGAAUCCUGGUAUACAGAAUUAUCCGGAAUAGGAUUGCAGCGUGCUUCCGUUGGUAAACCAACUACAUUUGAAAUAACGGGUGAUGGUAUUACAGAAGCCGAUGUGCAAGCACGAAUAUACGGUCCCGAUGCUAUCGAUUUACCCAUAAGUAUUUAUCGACGAGGUGAUCAAAAACUGAUCUGUGAAUAUGUUAUUAAUAAGGUUGGUGACCAUUACCUAGAAAUGACAAUUUGUGGCAAAAAAAUUGAUCCAUAUCCAUUGACUGUUUCCGGCUAUUCCGCUGAAAAUGUUAAAAUCGAACCACUUGGUGGUGGUACACCUGGACAACCUGUGCAGUUUAUUGUUGAAAAGUUUUGUUAUUAUGUUGGAAUGACAACAGAAAUGAAUUGA
Acanthocheilonema viteae is the source of this 1644-nucleotide messenger RNA. Lineage: Eukaryota; Metazoa; Nematoda; Chromadorea; Rhabditida; Onchocercidae. The record is from the annotation of a GenBank genome assembly.